Molecule: messenger RNA, 1167 nt
Organism: Nezara viridula (southern green stink bug)
Lineage: Eukaryota; Metazoa; Arthropoda; Insecta; Hemiptera; Pentatomidae
Source: the annotation of a GenBank genome assembly
CUUGUCCAUUCCUCAAACCAAAAAGGUAAAUCUUGAUGUGUUUUCUCCAUUUAAUAAAAUGUAAACAAUUACGAACAUUUACAUACAAUGUUAAUAAUUAAAAUUCAAUUUUAUUUUAAUAAAUUACAAUAUUAAUUAAUCUGCUGAAUCUCAUAGAUUCGAUAUAAGCGUCGCGUAUUAAACUAAAACUAAUAAUACUUCUUAAUAAGCGCAUAAGCUUCUAUUAAAACAUUACUGCUAAAAAUAUUCAAUCUAAAUCAAACGAAAAAAACAACACAACUUUAGUCAGGGAAUAUACAUUUUUGUUUUCAUAAUUGUUUGGUAUGUAGCCAUGGUAAUAAAAGGCUCCACAUUGACUUCCGCGUUUUAUGUCUUCACAGGGCAGGAGGGAAGAAAGGAAGAUGACAUCAUUACCCGGGGGCGCCGAAUGUCUAAGGCUGUCACCGGGAAAAUCAUUCGAUGCCAAGAGAAAGAAUGUCCAUCGAAGAUCCCCGACCCAGAAAUAAAUCCAAAAGGCGUCUCUUUUCCCAAGCGUUCAUUAAUGGAUUAUUCGUCAGGUUGUGGAAAAACCGUAUGAAACAACAAAGAGAUUUCCUCCUUGCAGCUAGUAUGGAGAUAUAAAUAGUAAGAAAUAAUUGGAAAUCAUCUUGGCUAAUGGGGAUGAGAGUGAAAAAGGAUCACCAGAUGCAGAGGAUAUCGAGGAAAUAGUUGAGAAGUUGCAAAACUAUAAGGCAUUUGGAACUGUUUAAAAUAGCUGGUAGUGAGGUUGCUAGAGAUUUUGCAGGAUCUGGUGGCUCAAAUAUGGCAAGAAGAAAUAAUCCACAUAAAAUGGAGUGAAUGAAUUGUAGUCCCAGUUUAUAAAUUAAAGAGAGACUCAACUAAAUGUGAAAACUAUCAUAGAAUCGCCCUUUUUAACACCGCGUUUAUGAAGACCCUGGUAUUCUCCAUCGCUGUAUAUAAUAAAAUAAUGAUGUUUAAACAAAACAUCUGGGCGCCUGGUUUUCCUCCGCGGCUCUGCAGACAGUAUUCCUCUUCAAGACAAUUAAAAACUUACUUUGACAGACCAAAUUAUUUGAGUAUAUCAGCAAUCAAUAAGUUUUAGAUCUUCACGUAUAAGUAUUAUAGAGCAUUCCAUAAAUUUUUAUAAAUAAAAAUUAGAGAUAUUUG